Molecule: messenger RNA, 3150 nt
Organism: Quercus robur (English oak)
Lineage: Eukaryota; Viridiplantae; Streptophyta; Magnoliopsida; Fagales; Fagaceae
Exons: 4
Coding region: 1968-3068 (366 amino acids)
Molecular function (GO): folic acid binding; transferase activity
Source: RefSeq, a predicted model, not a curated record
AAUUUUAACCUGUUUUAUCUUGAGAUGUUUGUUCAUCCUUUAGACAUUUCAUGUUUCACCAUCUAUUACCUUUUUUGUUUUUAUUGCUUUUCUAUUGGAUUUGGAAGGUCCAUACACAUUGUUAGAUGGUAUUUGUAUUAUUCAGGGAGGGCAGAGCAAACUCUUGAAAAUGAGUUAUGCGGAUUACUAAUGUUAAAAAAUUGUGUAUUUGGAAAGAGGAAAAGAAAAGAAAAAACUAAAGAUAACAGUGUGACAUGAACGUGGGAACACCAUGACAUAAAUGUGGUGCCGCCACUGCUACUUGCGGUGUUGUGGAAUUCUGGACUGUUGCAAAUAACAGUGUGAAAAUAACCCCCUGGAGAGUUGAAUUUUGUGUAUUAGAUAAAUGAUCGUUGUGGGAGGUUAUCCCAUCCCUAUACACGGUGCUCAACAUAUGGCUGGGUUAGCAUUAGCCAUGUUGAACCUGUGUACAAGAAAAGCAAAGAAGCUUUUGAAACAAAUUAAACUCACAGAUCAUCUCAUUCAAAAUAUUCAUUCCAAUUAUAAACCAGAUUAAUACGCCAAAUUUUAAUCAGAAAGCUGUUAGAUUUAGUGCAACAAAUAUUGUAUUAACUAGCUAGAGGGAAACUAUAAGCAUGGGAACCAACUAGUAAGGAGAUUCCACAUAGCAAAUGGAAAAUAAAGUUUUCCUAUUUUAAUCAAUUCCCAACCACUGAGACUACAACCAAAUGACAUGCCUAAAUCUGCUGCUAUCUCAUGGAUUAUUUAUUUAUUUACUAAUUAGACCUCAUGCAACUCCAAAUCCACAUACUUUUCUAUUCUGGAUCUUGUGGCAAGUGAGCCUCCCACUUGAAGUUUUGUACCAGCAACUUUGAUGAACUGAAUUGCAGCAACUUCACUCCAAUCACUGGCUUUUUAGAACUUAAUUUGGAUCUCCGGUUGAUGUUUCAAGAGAGGUGGAAAAACUUGAUGGAUUGAGCUGGAAUCGAGGUAAGGUUAAGAUUCCAGAAACCUUGGAUCUUUUCAAGCUUCAACCUUGGCUUGUUUUGAACUUGUCUUCAAAACACACUCGAGACACUCAAGAUUUCUAAAUUGAUUAUACAAGAUCGCAGUUUGCCAACCUAGUCCUAUGGACCCAAUAGAACCAAAUAAUUAGGCCUUCGUACUAAAUCUGCAUCUCACCUUUGCCUUUUCAUUAAAAAUUUUGCAGUUUAGAUUGGUAGAUCUUGUUUUGUAUUGUAAUUACUACUGAAUUACUAAUAAAAAAAUUACUAUUGGACCCCAAGGGGUUAAGUGGUUCUAAAGGCCUCAUGAUAUCCAUGAGAUCUUGAAGCCUCUUGCCAACAUCUUAGGCCCACCCCCAAAGGAUUUCAUGUGGUGGGUUAGAGUUAGCUUAACUAACUUAGUGUGUGUGUGGGAUGACGGAUUGCAUGGUAGUAAUUUAACCCAUGUGGUGAGUUGGAGUUAGCUUAACUAACCUAGUGUGUGUGGAAUGACGGACUGCAUAGUAAUAAUUUAAUCCAUGCGGUGGGUUGGAGUUAGUAAACUAUUAAAGUUUAUUGUUGCUAAUAAGAGAUUUAGAUUCAAAUCAUGCCUAAAAAAAUAAUAAUAAUAAAAUAAAAAACUAAUUAGUGUCAUAAUCUCAUGCCAAAGAGUAAUCACCACGAAAUGAACACCAUGCUAUAUCUUUCCUAAACCUAUCAUAUGUAUAAAAUAUAUAUAUAUAUAUAUAUAUAUGUACCCUUUGGACUAACAUUUCCUACUAUACAUAUAAGCACAUACAAGGGACUAUCAUUGGUUGACAGGGUCAUCUUCUAGUAAUUUAGACAGUGUGUAUGGUGUUGAUUGAAGGAGACCAUGGUCGGUGAUGCUGCUUAGUAGCUCCAUGUGAUUUAUGGUUCCAGCAAACGUGCCUCUCCUUAUUAUGAUUGAGCACUGACACGUCAAGCAAUGAAACAUUGGCUUAAAUGGGUGUUUAUAUCAAUGCUGACUCACAACCUCAGUGCCUUUUAUGUGCAUCUCAGGCUCACAGCACCUGCCCAUUCAGUUCCUGUGAUACAAAGUCGGUGGUAGCAAAAAAAAAAAAGGGGUUAAGCAGAUCAGUGGGGCAAGGAAUGGAUUUCAACCCAAGUUGCAAGGAUAAGAAGAAAACCAUAGACCAAUCUAUGCUAAUGUGCUGCAAGCUCUUUAUCUCUAAAUCACGUAACCAUGCUGCUCUUGAUGCUAUUGAACAAGCUGCAAGGCUUAACCCAGAAAUUGUCAUCAUAAACAAUUUUGAGGACCAAGCAUAUAAUAGGGUUCAGCACACUCUUGUAUCAUAUAUUGUGCAAGAUAUCACAGGGAGUGCCAUUUAUAGUCCAUUGCAACAAGAUGUCCUAGCCAUGGUUGAGGCUGCAUUUGGAGCCAUUAACCUUGAGUUGCACUCUGGGACUCACCGCUGGCUUGGUGUUGUGGACGACAUUCUUUUCCAUAAAUUGGCUCAAGCAUCACUGGAUGAAGCAGCUUGGCUUGCAAAGGCAGUGGCAGCAGACAUUGCAAAUCGAUUCCAAGUGCCAGUGUUUUUGUAUGCUGCAGCACAUCCAACAGGCAAGGCUCUAGACACCAUUAGGCGUGAGCUUGGAUAUUAUCGGCCUAACUUUAUGGGCAACCAAUGGGCAGGAUGGACCAUGCCUGAUACGCUUUUGGAGAAGCCCGAUGAAGGUCCGUCCGAGGUCUCUCGAGCAAGAGGCAUCACAAUGAUUGGAGCACGUCCAUGGGUUGCAUUGUACAACAUACCCAUCUUGUCCACAGAUUUCUCAGUGGCUCGAAGAAUUGCAAGGAUGGUGAGUGCUCGAGGUGGUGGGCUACCCACGGUGCAGACAUUAGGCUUGGUUCAUGGAGAGGAUUCAACUGAGAUUGCCUGCAUGCUCUUGGAGCCAAAUCAAAUUGGUGCAGAUAGGGUCCAGAACCAGGUUGAGAUGCUAGCAGCUGAAGAAGGGGUGGAAGUGGAGAAGGGCUAUUUUACUGAUUUUUCACCAGAGAUGAUUAUUGAAAAAUACAUGAAUUUAACCUCUGCUCAAAGAGACUAAAUGAAAGACUCUUAAACAACUGCCAUAUCUACCAAGUUUCAAUUUGCCAAAAUUUCCUAAUAAACAUUGUUAGGGAAACAAC